AUGAACGUGUCAGUUGCAAUCGUUGGUGCCGGAGUUUCUGGGUUGAAAGCUGCCCAUACCCUCCUCAACCAUCCCAAGUCUCCAUUUGCACCAAACCAUAUCGUGGUACUCGAGGCCCAAAAUCGCAUUGGCGGACGCAUCCUCACCGAUAGAGCCCAGUCCAAGAUCGGAUACUCCUAUGACCUCGGGGCAGCGUGGUUCCACGACUCGUUGACCAACCCUGUGCUCCAGGAGGCCAUUCGCGACGACGAUACCUCGUUGUUUGACUACCGCCACCACUGUUACUACGACGACAAGGAAGCCAGGGUGUACGUAUCGGAGCUUGAGGGUGCUGUAGAUAUGGUGGGCUUGAAGGUCGACAAGGUGCUUGAAGACCUCCACAAGUACAUCGAGCUCCACUUUAUGGACCUGUUGAACAUCAAGGACGUGUCGUUGAAGCAGAUAGUGGCCCAGUUCUUCGAGGUCCAUGGCCACAUGGUCUCCGACACCCAGAAGGACUACGCUGCCAGGACAAUGCCGUACCUCGAGUCGUGGUUCGGGAUUCCCUGGGACUUGGUCAGUGGCAAGUAUUCAAUGAUGGACCAUCAGGGAAGGAACCUUUUGAACACCAAAGGGUACGACUUUAUUGUCGAAAAGUUAGCCAGGGGCAUUCCCAACGACAGGACCUUGCUUGGACACCAGGUGGUGGCCAUCGACCGUGACAACAAGAACGGCCCCCAUAAGGUGAGUCUCCUUAUGAAAAAUGGCGAUCGUGUCUACUGCAACCACCUCAUCGUUACCGUACCACAAAGUGUGUUGCAGCUCCCUGAUUCACACCCCUACGGCAUUGCCUGGAGCCCGCCACUUCCUCAAAACGUGAAAGAGGCCCUCCAGAGUAUCCACUUUGGUGCCUUGGGCAAAGUCAUUUUCGAGUUUGAAGAUGUCUGGUGGGACGAAUCCGAAGACAGAUUUGACAUCCUUCCCGACUCGGGUGCUGCUCCUGAGGUACCGUUGACAGCGUUGCCUCCGUCCUUCUCGUACUAUGCACAUGUGCUCAACUACAGUGCUUCCCACAAGAGCAACAACGGCUCCAGGGGCAGCAGCCUAGGAGUUCUCCUCCAGUCGCCACUCACAGAGUACUUGGAGGCUCAUCGCAAGGAGGCCUGGACUUACUUUGAGCCUAUGCUCUCCAAAUUGGUGGUCGAGGGCAAGAAGGUCAGUGCACCGAUCAAUACCAUCACCACUGACUGGACCCAGAAUCCCUAUAUCAGAGGCUCGUACUCGGCUCUCCACGUCGACGACGACCCGUCAGACUUGAUUAUCCAGCUUUCAGGCGAAUUCGAUGGGUGCGGUCUUCAUGAGAACUACAUUCGGUUUGCGGGAGAACACACCAUCCUGGAUGGGGCAGGAUGUGUCCAUGGAGCCUACGCAAGUGGGCUCCGCGAAGCAGAGUGGAUCAUCGAUUCGGUAGCUGGCUCAGUAUGA
Molecule: messenger RNA, 1464 nt
Organism: Suhomyces tanzawaensis NRRL Y-17324
Lineage: Eukaryota; Fungi; Ascomycota; Pichiomycetes; Serinales; Debaryomycetaceae
Gene: CBP1
Product: Cbp1p
Exons: 1
Coding region: 1-1464 (487 amino acids)
Molecular function (GO): oxidoreductase activity
Source: RefSeq, a predicted model, not a curated record